AUGACGCGGAGUGCACUUGCCCCCGAAGCGCCUUCGUCUCUCCCUACGAGUAUGUCGGCCAUCAGCGAGCGAUCGCCCGUCUCCACGACGAGGUGGAACACCGACCGUCUGGGGACGCGCCUGGGGGUGGAUAUCGCCAGCGCGGCGACGGCGGGUGCGCUCACCUGCCCGGUCAUCACCGUGAUUGAUCGCGCGAUCAUCGAGAAAGCAGCCAAGGGCCUUCCGAUCCAACAGACGAUCACCUCAUGCUUCCGCUCCAUGGCCGCCCACCCGGGGGCCUUCUUCCUCAGCACGCCGUUCCUGCUGAUCUACACGCUAUACACCGCGACCUACCUGACGGCCAACACGAUCGACACGGUGAUGUCGACGAUGCGCGACAAGCCCUUCUCGACGGUCUUCCCCGGCACGGCCAAAUUCUUGUCGACGACGGUCGUCAACAUGGGCAUCUGCGUAUACAAGGAUGCCCGAUUCGCGAGGAUCUUCGGGGCGUCACCUCCCGGCAGUAAUGCCCCCAGCACUACCGUCACCACACCCCCCAAGCCGAACGCCAAUUUCUCCCCAACAAUCACAAUCCCCCGCCCCCAACACACCACCACCGCUGCCUCGUGCCACCCGGCCACCGGCCCCGGCGCCCCCACCGUCCCGCGCAUCUCCUACGCCCUCUUCUGCCUGCGCGACAGCAUCACCAUCUUCGCCUCGUUCAACAUCCCCGCCCUGCUGGCGCCGCACAUCCCCGACCGCGUCGCCGCCACCCCCGGCAUGAAGGCGGCGCUGGCGCAGUUCAGCUGCCCCGCGCUCAUGCAGUUCGCCAGUACGCCCAUGCAUCUGCUGGGCUUGGAUCUGUACAAUCGGCAGCCGCCCGGUGGGCUGGGGUGGCGGGAGCGCGUGGCGCGGAUCCGUAGGGAUUAUGUGCCGAGCUGUUUUGCGCGGAUGGGCAAGAUCGUGCCGGCUUAUGGAGUUGGCGGGGUUGUGAAUGUGCGGAUGAGGGCUUGGUUGAUGGGGGGGCUGGAGGGGAGGUCCUAG
Molecule: messenger RNA, 1023 nt
Organism: Aspergillus brunneoviolaceus CBS 621.78
Lineage: Eukaryota; Fungi; Ascomycota; Eurotiomycetes; Eurotiales; Aspergillaceae
Exons: 2
Coding region: 1-1023 (340 amino acids)
Cellular component (GO): mitochondrion
Source: RefSeq, a predicted model, not a curated record